UGGUGGUCACAAGACCCCGAGCUGAGAGCGAAAGUAAGGCAGUAACCUCGCAGCUCUAGGACCCUGCGGCCCGCUGCUCUGGAGGUGUCAGCACUCUCUAGUGCCGGAGCAGGACACCUACUCCGACAGACUCUUGAUCAAUUAUUUUUAUGCAAGUGUCUAUCCGGAGGGUCAGUCUGGAGAUGGCUGCGAAUCGGGUGGGGAGGCAUAAUAACAAUAAGACCCACUCACCUAACCGAGGCACCAGCCAGGAAGCUGGACUGAGUGUGCAGAAGAGACAAGCACGAGUCACAGUAAAAUAUAACCGAAAGGAACUCCAGAGGCGCCUGGAUGUGGAAAAGUGGAUAGAUUGUGGACUUGAUGAGCUGUAUUUGGGAAGGGAAGAUGAUAUGCCAGAAGAAGUGAACAUUGACGAGCUACUAGAUCUACAAAGUGAUGAAGAAAGGAUGCAGAAGCUAAAGGACAUCCUUCAUACCUGCAGAAACAACACAGAAGUCUUCAUCAAAGAAUUGGUGAAUAAACUUCAUGGCUUGCAGAAACAAGAAGAUCUUCACAACAAUGGGAUUGAACAACCCCAGCUUCACAUCUUCCCUGAUCCCCAGGGCUCUCCUGACACUGAGAGAAACUGAGCACCUGCUCAAACAUCUACAGCUCUUCAGUCUCUUGUAUCAAACACGCUUCAUAUCAAGGCAUCAGAAGAAUAUAUUUGUCUUUUUAAUUUGUGAAG
Molecule: messenger RNA, 727 nt
Organism: Carassius carassius (crucian carp)
Lineage: Eukaryota; Metazoa; Chordata; Actinopteri; Cypriniformes; Cyprinidae
Gene: ppp1r14ab
Product: protein phosphatase 1, regulatory (inhibitor) subunit 14Ab
Exons: 4
Coding region: 150-629 (159 amino acids)
Biological process (GO): regulation of phosphorylation
Cellular component (GO): cytoplasm
Molecular function (GO): protein serine/threonine phosphatase inhibitor activity
Source: RefSeq, a predicted model, not a curated record